UAUAAACAUGGAUUCUUAUGUUAUGAUGGGGCUGAGGAUGACAAGGCCGGGGAAGACUUUGACAUAGGGUGUUUUUUGCAUGCAAAUAGCUAUUUUAUCAGUACUUUAAACCUCAGAAAUAAGUUAAGCAUGGACAUGCUUGAAGCCUAACGUACCAGCUACAGACUUUGUACAAGGGCCUAUUCUCACUAGACCGUUUCCUGUAUUAAGAGACAACCCCAAGCCAUCCUUCAAACAAUGCUUCUCCAUUUCUGGUUGAAGGUCACUUCUGUUAAGCCUCAGCAUUUGCACAUCGGGAACAUAUUGGUUUGAUUAAAGCUUUGAUUUAAAAAUGCCCAGAAAAAGCAUAGACUAUGGAGAGCUCCCAGAGUAUGAGAAGAGCCAGAUCAAGAGGACCCUGGAGCUGGGAACAGUUAUGACCGUGUACAGUCUCAAGAAGUCUAACCCAGAAAGAAGGACCAUUCAAGUCAUAAUGGAAACCAGACAGGUAGCGUGGAGCAAGACGGCUGACAAGAUUGAGGGCUUCUUGGAUUUGAUGGAAAUAAAGGAAAUUCGCCCAGGGAAAAAUUCAAAGGACUUUGAGCGUGGGAAAGCAAAGCAGAAAGAUGAACAUUGCUUCACAAUUUUUUAUGGUACCCAAUUUGUUCUCUGCACAUUAAGCUUAGCAGCUGAUUCUAAAGAAGAUACCGAUAAAUGGCUGUGUGGCUUGAAUAUCUUGCAUCAAGAAGUUAUGAGUGCUCCCACACCUGCAAUCACAGAGAGCUGGCUGAGAAAGCAGAUCUAUUCAGUUGAUCAGACAAGAAAGAACAGUAUCAGCAUUAGGGAACUGAAGACCAUACUUCCACUAGUAAACUUCAAAGUAGGCAGCAUGAAGUUUUUGAAGGAUAAGUUUGUGGAAGUGGGAGCACCCAAGGAAGACCUAAGUUUUGAACAAUUUCACUUGUUCUACAAGAAAAUUAUGUUUGAACAACAGAGAUUGAUUCUUGAGGAAUUCAAAAAGGAUUCUUCUGUGUUCAUUCUUGGAAAUACUGACCAUCCAAACGCUUCAGCAGUCCAUCUACAUGACUUCCAGAGAUUUCUGCUACAUGAGCAGCAGGAAUCUUGGGCACAGGAUAUCAGUAAAGUCAGAGAACGAAUGACAAAGUUUAUAGAUGACACUAUGAGAGAAACUGCUGAGCCUUUCCUCUUUGUUGAUGAGUUUCUGACUUACCUUUUCUCAAAAGAAAACAGUAUUUGGGAUGAUAAAUAUGAUGCAAUAGAUGCCCAGGAUAUGAAUAACCCUUUGUCCCACUACUGGAUCUCUUCCUCUCACAACACAUACCUCACGGGGGACCAGCUUCGAAGUGAAUCCUCCACAGAAGCUUAUAUCAGGUGCCUUCGCAUGGGAUGUCGCUGUAUUGAGUUGGAUUGCUGGGAUGGUCCUGAUGGGAAACCGAUAAUUUAUCAUGGAUGGACUCGGACAACAAAAAUCAAAUUUGAUGAUGUGGUGCAGGCCAUCAAGGAUCAUGCGUUUGUCACAUCUGACUUCCCUGUGAUUCUCUCUAUUGAAGAGCAUUGCAGUGUGGAACAGCAGCGACACAUGGCCAAAGUGUUCAAGGACGUAUUUGGGGACCAGCUUCUGACAAAGCCUAUUGAAGCCAGUGCAGAUCAGCUGCCAUCACCAACUCAGCUGAAAGAGAAAAUUAUCAUUAAGCACAAAAAGCUGGGACCGAAGGGAGACGUAGAUGUGAACCCGGAAGACAAAAAGGAGGAGAAAAAGCAACAAGGAGAACUUUACAUGUGGGAUACUAUUGAACAGAAAUGGACUCGACACUACUGUGCUGUUGCUGAUGAAAAGCUUUCAUUUGGCGAUGAUAUAGAACAGAACCCUGAUGAAGAUCCACAGAAGGAGGUGAAACGUACUGAGCUGCACUUACGUGAGAAAUGGUUCCACGGGAAAAUGAAAGAGGGGAGAACCACUGCCGAGAGGUUGCUUCAGGAAUAUUGCGCAGAGAUGGGGGGCAAGGAUGGCACUUUCCUUGUUCGGGAGAGUGAAGCUUUCCCUGAUGACUGCACUCUCUCGUUCUGGAGGUCAGGUCGUGUCCAGCAUUGCCGCAUCCGCUCUUCUUUGGAAGGCGGAGUCAUGAAAUAUUACCUGACCGACAACCUCAUGUUUGAUAGUAUCUACGAUCUUAUUCAACACUACAAGGAAGCCAACCUGCGAUGUGCAGAGUUUGAGUUGCGUCUGACUGAUGCUGUGCCCAAUCCCAGCCCCCAUGAAACUAAAGACUGGUACUACAGUAACCUGAGCCGAGGAGAAGCAGAAGACAUGUUGAUGCGAAUUCCUCGAGAUGGAGCAUUUUUGAUUAGAAAGAGAGAUGAGCCUGAUUCAUUUGCCAUGACUUUCAGAGCUGAGGGGAAAGUGAAGCACUUGCGCAUUAAACAAGAAGGCCGCCACUUUUUGCUUGGAACCUCUGCCUAUUUUGAAAGCUUAGUCGAGCUGGUGACCUACUAUGAAAAGCAUCCGCUGUACAGGAAAAUGAAAUUGCGUUACCCUGUGACUGAGGAACUGUUGAAUCGCUACAGCACGGAAAAAGAUAUUAACUCGCUGUAUGAUGUCAAGAUGUACGUGGACCCCAAUGAAAUAACCCCUGCAGUGCCUCAGAGAACAGUGAGAGCCUUAUAUGACUACAAAGCCAAAAGAAGUGAUGAGCUGACUUUCUGCCAAGGGGCUCUAAUUCAUAACGUCACGAAGGAAACAGGAGGAUGGUGGAAAGGAGACUAUGGAGAAAAAGUCCAGCACUAUUUUCCAUCCAAUUACGUGGAGGACAUGUCAUCUGUUAACGCUGCAGAACUUGAAAGCCAGAUCAUUGAGGACAAUCCUUUGGGAGCUCUGUGUCGUGGUAUACUGGUCCUCAAUACAUAUAAUGUUGUGAAAAUGCCACAUGGGAACCAUGAUAAGUCUUUUGUCUUUGUGCUGGAACCGAAGAAUCCAGACGAUCCCCCUGUUGAAUUUGCGACUGAUAAAGUGGAAGAGUUAUUUGAAUGGUUCCAGAGUAUCAGGGAAAUCACAUGGAAAACGACAGAAGAGGAGAAUAGGAGGAAGUAUUGGGAAAAGAAUCAGUUAAUUGCUAUUGAACUCUCUGAUCUGGUUAUCUACUGCAGGCCUACAAGCAAAACCAAGGACAACUUAGAAAACCCUGAUUUCCGAGAAAUCCGUUCUUUUGUGGAAAACAAGGCUGAAGGCAUUGUUAAGCAGAAACCUGUUGAGCUCUUGAAUUAUAACCAGAAAGGACUGACGCGGGUCUACCCUAAAGGACAGAGGGUUGACUCAUCCAAUUAUGACCCCUUUCGCCUCUGGCUUUGCGGUUCUCAGAUGGUGGCUCUUAAUUUCCAGACUCCAGAUAAGUACAUGCAGUUGAACCAUGCCUUGUUUUCGCUUAAUGGGCGGACUGGAUAUGUUCUGCAGCCUGAAACCAUGAGAAAUGAGGACUAUGAUCCAAUGCCAAGUGAGUCAAAGAGGAAAUUACAGAUGAUUCUGACAGUGAGGGUUUUAGGUGCUCGUCAUCUACCUAAACCUGGCAGAAGUAUUGCCUGUCCAUUUGUAGAAGUGGAAAUUUGUGGGGCCGAAUAUGAUACGAACAAAUUCAAGACCACGGUUGUGAAUGACAACGGCCUAAACCCAGUAUGGGCGAUGUGUCCGGAGCAAGUGAAGUUUGAAAUUUAUGAUCCUAACCUGGCAUUUCUGCGCUUUGUGGUUUACGAGGAGGAUAUGUUCAGUGAUCCCAACUUCUUAGCCCAUGCCACCUUUCCCAUCAAAGGAAUCAAGUCAGGCUAUAGGUCAGUCCCUCUCAAGAAUGGUUAUAGUGAAGACAUAGAGCUGGCUUCCCUUCUGGUUUACUGUGAGAUGCAGCAAGUUCUGGAAAGUGAGGAAGAACUUUACUCCUCAUGUCGACAGCUUCGGAAGCGCCAAGCAGAACUGAACAACCAGCUGUUCUUGUAUGACACCCAUGUGAAUUACAGGAACCCGAAUAGAGACGCCCUAUUGAAUGAGUUGAGCAUGAAUGAAAACCAGCUACAGUUGUACCAAGAUACGUGCAACAGGAGAUUAAAGGAGAAGAAAGUCAGUAACAGCAAAUUCUACUCCUAAGGAAGGUAUUCUCUUCGUUGCACCUUCACUAAUGUCACUCAGGAGGCGGCAUUCAUUUGCUCCGGACAUCCUACUCAAUGAACAUUUUGUCAGGCUGAGAAGAGGACAGACAGGUUCCCGUAAUCAUUCCUUGUUAUGAGAGAAACUUGUUCAUUUUAAUUUAUAUUCUGUACCGAGUGUACACUCCUUGCAGGCUAGAUUUGCUGCAUAUUCAAGGUAUUAUUUGCAUCCAGGAUAGCAAACCUCAGGGUGGUGAGGAAGCAAAGGGAGAGAUUUUUAAAGUUCCAGGGCAUGUGGUCCUUCUCACGCAUUUGUGGGGACCUGGCUUUGCCUUGCAGAUACCUGACGUACGAGUGCAAAUUGUAUUCGGCAUGUGUGCGCCUAGGCCAUAGGCUAGGCAUUUACAACUGUUUGCAUGCAUACAACCCUGCAACAGUAGAAACCUGGCUCUUUGAUUGACAGGUAGCAAGUUUAAUUUAUUGAAUGCUGUAAAAGCACUUUUACAAGAUUGAGACAUCAUGUAUAUUACUGUUUUUGAGGCAGAAGAUUGUAUCCCCCACAGUGUAAAAUAUUCAGGGUAAUUUGUAGCUCUUGCUAUACUUUUUCUUGCUAGAAGUUUGUUACAUUUUUUUUAGCACCUGUGAAUGUGUCAGUUUUUGAAAACUAAAUAUCCUCCAAGACUGUUAACUGGGGUACUUGAUGGGCUUCAUGAAAAGCUUUUAAAAAAGCGAGAAAGAAAUGUGAACUUUCUGUAUCAUGUAAAUCUGUUCCCUCAAGGCAAUGCAAGAAAAUAUUUUAAUAUGUGUGGUAGCAGCUAUCUGUUGCUCACAGGAAGGAAAGGUGUUUUAGAUUCUGAAAGGAUAAUUUACUUUGGUGUAGUAUCAUUUUGCAAGUCCUUUCAGCUGGUAAUGUGCAUAGAAAUGAAUUUUUAGCAAGCUGCCUGUCUAUACUUUUAUAAACCUUCUUAGAAGAUACUGUCAAACAGCCCUGCAUUUUCUUAAAUGUAGACUGUUUUCCUAAAAUGUUCUUUUCCUAUGGCACAGCAGUGUGCAAAAGUACAAACAGGUGUGUCAUCAUUAUGGCUUUAGUUAAAAGAACAAUUACAGGAUUUUUAGAUGGGGAAAACCCUAUUAGAUUGUAUUCAGAAAGUUUGUUUCCUUGCAAGAACAGAAUUGCUUUCCUUGGUUGACAUAUUGGAAACCAGAUGUCCUAAUUUGUGUGCGCAUCAAUUCUUCAUGUUAGCAGCUUAUUAUUCAUUAAUGUGAAGUUCCUAGUUGCUCUCUCCAUAUGUGGGUGGAAUUUUUUUCAGUCUGUAUGUUUGAUUGUGCUUCUCAAAUAGGUGCAGAGAGAAUUACAGUCUUCUGUCUUUUACAUAACAGCCCAAGGCUUGAAGCGGUUCAUAUAUAAUACUGUCUCUCUCACCACAGCGAGUUGGCUUGGUUUGGGGGAUUUGCUGCCCAGGAGAAAGCCUUAGCAGUUUUCAGUUUCUCCUCCUCCCCGUGCUACCAUUUCUGUUGUUUCCAGAUUCACUUCCCUGAUACCACUACACAUUCAGAGGACGGUCCAAGGAACACUGUUACAGUUUUGCUUUCUUCAAAAAGGCUCAUUUGACUUCAGAUGGAAGUGUGUUAGUAGAGACUCAGUAACUGCUAAGGGUUGGGCUUCAGAUUUUGAAUACAACUUCUCCUGAAUGUUUUGCAAAUUGAAUACCAGGCGUCCUCAAGGGGGAGAGGUGAGGGCCGCAAAUGCAGCCUCCUGUUCUCUUUCCUGCAAGGUCAAAAAACCCUUUGAUUGCAGCAGGAUUGGGCUGGAUGGUCUGUGGCUGAAAGAAGAAAAAAAAUUGAAUCGGAUUUCUUGCCCAUCCUGCAUCCCAUCAGAUCUUCUCCACAGACAGUCUUGUCCAGCGCUGCCUUGGGGGAGCCAACACAUCAUUGGGAGCCAACCUUUUUGGCAGGCAUGCCAUACUUUAGCUCUGCACCCUCCCCAAGUACCACUUCAAUCCCCUUCCUCUGCCUGCUCUGCUGCUCUGCUUUCUGCCUGACUCUCUCCCUGCCUGAUGUGCUGCUCUAUUUCCUGCUUCCUGGCAUGUGACUGACAGACAGACACCCCGCCCCCAUUUGCCACGGGUUGGUCACCCCUGUUGUCGAUUGCUGGGUGCCCAAAUAUUCUUCUGAAGAAGGGAGUCCUUGUGGACCUGAAAGUCCCCAGAUCCCCUGCAGGCUUUUUUCUUUUUGCCUGGAGGACACCCUUGAGCAGGCUUUUGGAUCCAGGUGCACGGUAACCUCUGGGCAUGACACGUGGUGAAGAAGUUUCCCAUUCCUUACAACAGAGUAUUUUCCUGCAGCAUUUUGACUGAUCCAAACCCUACAGGUGAAAUAUUCCCCUUGAACUCUAGAGUCCAAGAGCACCGGACCCCAAAUUUUGAGUAUCGGUGAUUGUGUCUGAACAUAACUUGUUCAGGUGGCCCCUUUUCUCCCAUUAUUAUUUCCUUCCCUUGCACAGAGUAGUAUGUGUGUAUGGGAAGCCGAUACGCUGUUACUGCACGUGUAUGUAGGCAUUGGUGCAUUUCACAGUGCUUCGAAAUGACCCUUGAAAGUCCUCGGUGCGUGCGCCAGGUUGCAGUUGCUGGUGGGCAGAGACAGCCCUUCAUUGUGGCACAUACCAAAUUCUUCUUAAGUAUUGCUUGGUACUUGAAAGGAAAAUAAGCAGACUCGAUAUUCAGCUGGCAUUCAGACCAGGUGGAACAAGGAUUUUUUUCUCUCCUCAUUUUCAGUGUCCCAUGUUUGAACAACUUUCAGGCCCCCAAGAGGUGUCAGCGCUUUGUUGGGAUUAAGUCUAUGCCAGCACUUCGGCAUCCUUGCGACUGUUCCAACGCUGAAGUACUGGGUUUGAAUGUGUGGGCUAAUUUUUAAUCUAUGCAAAGAAAAAAAAAUCUCCCAGAUUUGCUCACUAUAAAAGCUCUUAAAUGUCUGUUAAAAAUUUGUAUGUUGUUUUCAUAGACCCGAAGCUAUUGUAAGUCCUUAAAAAAAUAACUUAUUUUUUUAACGUAUGGAGUACUUUUUGAUAUUGUACCAGUUACAUGUCUCUGUAGCAUCUGAUCUAUAUUUAAAAAUACAUAUUCAGCAGAAGUUAUCCUAGUGAUUUCUGAGGUGCGCUUUUCUGGAUUUGGAUCUUUGUUCUUGGAAUAUAAAACUAACCUCCCCAAGCUAUUGAGAACAAGGCCUUUCAUCAAUGCAACCCACCAGUGCUGAAGAACAAUUUAGUUGUGAAUUAUUUUGCAAACUGCUGAAUCAAGCCAUCCACCACACAGAGAAUGUGGGGAUGUUGAGAAGCUAGCAGAAAUGAAAGGCAGCUUUGAGGGGAAAUGCCGUUUUUGGUUGUCACAUAGGAUCAGAGGCUGUAAAUUUCCAUUCUGUGCUGGCGGGGUAACUGAAGUUUAAUUUUUUUUAAAUAAAUACAUAUACACAUCCAUGAAAAGUUUGAGCAUGUUUCAUGAGUACUGUAUUUUUACAAGUGUAUCAGUUACUUCUCUGACAUUAAACGGUUGCCGAUCUUCUAAAUCAA
This is a messenger RNA of Gavialis gangeticus (Gharial), 7693 nucleotides long. It is a transcript of the gene PLCG2, whose product is annotated as phospholipase C gamma 2. The record is from RefSeq and is a predicted model, not a curated record. Bases 332 to 4129 code for a protein of 1265 amino acids. Gene Ontology annotation, molecular function: protein binding; phosphatidylinositol-4,5-bisphosphate phospholipase C activity. Lineage: Eukaryota; Metazoa; Chordata; Crocodylia; Gavialidae. The transcript is spliced from 33 exons. Gene Ontology annotation, biological process: phospholipid catabolic process; phosphatidylinositol-mediated signaling; positive regulation of epithelial cell migration.